Messenger RNA from Papaver somniferum (opium poppy), 1443 nucleotides. Its product is annotated as shikimate O-hydroxycinnamoyltransferase-like. Gene Ontology annotation, molecular function: acyltransferase activity, transferring groups other than amino-acyl groups. The transcript is spliced from 3 exons. The coding region runs from base 1 to 1443 and encodes 480 amino acids. Lineage: Eukaryota; Viridiplantae; Streptophyta; Magnoliopsida; Ranunculales; Papaveraceae. The record is from RefSeq and is a predicted model, not a curated record.
AUGCUUUAUGCUCUUUAUCUUCCUCUGCUAACGAUAUUGGGUUGUAUCUCGAGUACCCGUCCAUCAGUGAUAGCCUACGAUAGCCUGAUGCUAAUUCUACCACAUGAGGUGCAUUUCUUGCCGAUCGUUAUGUUGAAAGUUACAGUGAAAGAAUCAUCUGUUGUUAAACCGGCAGAAGAAACACCAAAAGUGUGUCUGUUGACGUCAAAUAUUGACCAACUGUCACCAAUACACGUACAAACUGUGUCCUUUUAUAGGCGUCCAGCAGCAUCAACCGACGAUUUCUUUAAUUCAACUGUAGUGAAGGAUGGUUUAAGCAAAGUUCUCGUUACUUACUACCCAAUCGCUGGGAGAUUGAAGAGAAAUGAAUCCGGGAGAGCUGAAAUCGAUUGCACCGGUGAUGGUGUAAUUUUUAUAGAGGCAGAAACAGAUUCACUUAUCGAAGACCUCGGGGAUUUCACUCCUAAUGAAAAACUUAUGCCUCUCAGUCCUAAUCUUGAUUAUAGCAAGGACAUUUCUGUGUAUCCACCUCUUUUGGUUCAGGUAACGCGUUUCAAGUGCGGUGGUGUUUGUCUAAGUACAUCAAUCAUCCAUAUAGUAGUGGGUGGAGUCUGCGGAUUUAACUUCAUCAAUGCCUGGUCCGGUUUAUGUCGAGGAGUAAACAAUAUGAAAUCUGUCCCGUUCUUUGAUCGAACCGUAUUACGAGCUCGUGACCCGCCGAUAGUAUCAUUCCCACAUAUUGAACAUAAUAAACCAACUUCUAUGAACAUACCACCGUUAUCAAAACCUAAAAUUGCAAUUUCCAAACUCAAUAUCUCAACCAUGCAGGCCACUCUACUGAAAUACAAAUGCAAUAAGGGCGAGUUUCGGUUCAGUACGUACGAAGUCAUUGCAGGGCACAUAUGGCGUUGUGCAUGCAAAGCCCGUGAACUCAAAGACGAUCAAGAAACCGUAAUAUCAAUCCCUUUAGAUUGCCGUUCACGUUCAAUUCCUCCUCUGCCGGAUGGUUAUUUCGGGAACGCCAUAUUCGAUUUAGCACCAAAAGCAAUUUCAGGUGAUAUUGUCUCAAAACCAUUAAGUUAUGCUGUCAAUAUUAUACACGAGACAAUAAAGACGUCGGGAAACAAUGAGUAUUUAAGGUCAGCCCUUGAUUAUCUGGAACUACACCCAGAUAUCUCUAUCCUCAAGGGAGGAGGUCCUCAGAGCUGCAUCAUUAGAAACGUCAGCUGGCUUAAAAUGCCAAUAUAUGGAGAUGAUUUUGGUUGGGGACAACCACUUUAUGUGGGUCUAGGUACGGUUGGUUUAGCGGGUCUAUCUCUUUUGGCUCCAAAACCACCUUGUAGUGACGGUGGCUUUUCGUUAAUUAUUUCUUUGGAGUCUGAUUAUCAUAUGAAUCUUUUUACUGAAUACUUUUACGAAGAUUGUAAUUUGUCCAAAUUGUGA